Cooperia oncophora is the source of this 240-nucleotide messenger RNA. Lineage: Eukaryota; Metazoa; Nematoda; Chromadorea; Rhabditida; Trichostrongylidae. The record is from the annotation of a GenBank genome assembly.
AUGGGACCUAGCACUGAAAGUCGCAAAGUAUUCAUCGGUGGAGAAGAGGGAAAAAAAUCGCAACACUCGACAUCAAACUUUGUUGAUAUGAAUAUCGAAGAUCUUGCAAAAGAUGGCGAGAAGGGCAAGCCGUUAAAGAAAAAAGGCUAUGAUGAUGUAGAGAUUAGCGAUUUAUCUGGGGGCGAUUCAGCGAAGGAGGGAAAGAAGAAAGGCGAAAAGGACAAAGACAAAGAUAAAUGA